UGUUCCCCUUCCUUCCGCAGAGACACUGAUGGACUCCACCACGGCGACAGCAGAGCUGGGCUGGACAGUGCAUCCUCCCUCAGGGUGGGAAGAGGUGAGUGGGUACGAUGAGAACAUGAACACCAUCCGCACCUACCAGGUGUGCAACGUCUUUGAGUCCAGCCAGAACAACUGGCUCCGCACCAAGUACAUCCGCAGGCGAGGAGCACACCGCAUCCACGUGGAGAUGAAAUUCUCUGUCCGGGACUGCAGCAGCAUCCCAAAUGUCCCAGGCUCCUGUAAGGAGACUUUUAACCUCUACUAUUUCGAGUCGGACUUGGACUCGGCCACCAAGACUUUUCCUAACUGGAUGGAGAAUCCUUGGAUGAAGGUGGACACGAUCGCUGCUGAUGAGAGCUUCUCACAGGUGGACUUAGGUGGACGGGUGAUGAAGAUCAACACCGAGGUGCGCAGUUUUGGGCCCGUCUCCAAGAACGGUUUCUACCUGGCCUUCCAGGAUUAUGGGGGCUGCAUGUCCCUGAUUGCCGUCCGUGUCUUCUACCGCAAAUGUCCCCGUGUCAUCCAGAACGGGGCUGUCUUCCAGGAAACCCUGUCGGGAGCAGAGAGCACCUCGCUGGUGGCAGCCAGGGGCACGUGCAUUGCCAAUGCAGAGGAGGUGGACGUGCCCAUCAAGCUGUACUGCAACGGUGACGGCGAGUGGCUGGUGCCCAUCGGCCGCUGCAUGUGCCGCGCUGGCUACGAGUCCGUGGAGAACGGGACCGUCUGCAGAGGCUGCCCCUCAGGAACAUUCAAGGCCAGCCAGGGGGAUGAAGGGUGCGUCCACUGCCCCAUCAACAGCCGGACAACCUCGGAAGGGGCCACAAACUGCGUGUGCCGGAAUGGAUAUUACCGGGCAGACGCCGACCCUGUGGACAUGCCGUGCACCACCAUCCCGUCCGCCCCGCAGGCCGUGAUCUCCAGCGUGAACGAGACGUCGCUGAUGCUGGAGUGGAGCCCCCCGCGGGACUCGGGGGGCCGCGAGGACCUGGUGUACAACAUCAUCUGCAAGAGCUGUGGGGCCGGCCGUGGGGCCUGCACGCGCUGCGGGGACAACGUGCAGUUCGCCCCGCGCCAGCUGGGCCUCACCGAGCCCCGCAUCUACAUCAGCGACCUGCUGGCCCACACCCAGUACACCUUCGAGAUCCAGGCCGUCAACGGCGUCACGGACCAGAGCCCCUUCUCCCCGCAGUUUGCCUCCGUGAACAUCACCACCAACCAGGCCGCCCCUUCUGCCGUGUCCAUCAUGCACCAGGUGAGCCGCACCGUGGACAGCAUCACCCUGUCCUGGUCCCAGCCCGACCAGCCCAACGGAGUCAUCCUGGACUAUGAGCUGCAGUACUACGAGAAGGAUCUGAGUGAGUUGAACUCGACCACAGUGAAGAGCCCCACCAACACUGUGGCAGUGCAGAACCUCAAGGCUGGCACCAUCUACGUGUUCCAGGUGCGGGCGCGCACCGUGGCCGGCUACGGCCGCUACAGUGGGAAGAUGUAUUUCCAAACCAUGACUGAAGCCGAGUACCAGACCAGUGUGCAGGAGAAGCUGCCGCUCAUCAUCGGCUCCUCGGCGGCGGGGCUGGUGUUCCUCAUCGCCGUGGUGGUCAUCGGCAUCGUGUGCAGCAGAAGACGGGGCUUCGAGCGGGCUGACUCGGAGUACACGGACAAGCUGCAGCACUACACCAGUGGCCACAGUACGUACCGGGGGCCCCCCCCGGCCCUGGGGGGCCGCUCACUGCUCGUGACUCCAGGGAUGAAGAUUUAUAUUGAUCCUUUCACCUAUGAAGAUCCCAAUGAGGCUGUCAGGGAAUUUGCAAAAGAAAUCGAUAUCUCUUGUGUCAAAAUCGAGCAGGUGAUUGGGGCAGGGGAGUUUGGUGAGGUGUGCAGUGGGCAUCUCAAGCUUCCAGGCAAAAGGGAGAUCUUUGUGGCCAUCAAGACACUCAAGUCUGGCUACACGGAGAAGCAGAGACGGGACUUCCUGAGUGAGGCCAGCAUCAUGGGGCAGUUCGACCACCCCAAUGUCAUCCACCUGGAGGGGGUGGUCACCAAGAGCUCUCCAGUCAUGAUCAUCACUGAGUUCAUGGAGAAUGGCUCACUGGACUCCUUCCUGCGGCAAAACGACGGGCAGUUCACGGUGAUCCAGCUGGUGGGCAUGCUGCGGGGCAUCGCCGCGGGCAUGAAGUACCUGGCGGACAUGAACUACGUGCACCGGGACCUGGCCGCCCGCAACAUCCUGGUCAACAGCAACCUGGUGUGCAAGGUGUCUGACUUCGGCCUUUCCCGCUUCCUGGAGGACGACACCUCCGACCCCACCUACACCAGUGCUCUGGGUGGGAAGAUCCCGAUCCGAUGGACGGCACCUGAGGCCAUCCAGUACCGAAAGUUCACCUCAGCCAGUGACGUGUGGAGCUAUGGAAUUGUCAUGUGGGAGGUGAUGUCCUAUGGAGAGCGGCCCUACUGGGACAUGACCAACCAGGAUGUGAUAAAUGCCAUUGAGCAGGACUAUCGGCUGCCCCCACCCAUGGACUGCCCAAAUGCCCUUCACCAGCUGAUGCUGGACUGCUGGCAGAAGGAUCGGAACCACAGGCCCAAAUUUGGGCAAAUUGUCAACACCUUGGAUAAAAUGAUCCGAAAUCCAAACAGCCUGAAAGCCAUGGCACCUCUCUCCUCUGGGAUGAACCUCCCCCUCCUUGACCGCACAAUCCCGGAUUACACCAGCUUCAACACUGUGGAUGAAUGGCUGGAUGCCAUCAAGAUGAGCCAGUACAAGGAGAGCUUUGCCAGUGCUGGUUUCACCACCUUUGAUGUAGUAUCUCAGAUGACUGUAGAGGACAUUCUGCGAGUCGGGGUCACUUUAGCAGGACACCAGAAGAAAAUUCUGAACAGUAUCCAGGUGAUGAGAGCACAGAUGAACCAAAUCCAGUCUGUGGAGGUUUGAUGGCUGCCUGUCCUCCCACUCCUCCUCCUCGAGGCCCUGCUCCCCUUUGCCCCUGUAUGUCCAAGCUCCAGUUCCUGAGUGUUCUGCAUGGACCAGAGACAGGCAGCUGCUCUGAGGAUCACGGCAGCAGGAGGGAACACCCUGUCCUCAACAAUGACAAGUUGCCAAGAGCUUCUAGAAUUUAAGCAAUGGAAAAAGGGAACAAAAAAAAGGACAACUAUUUUGAAAAAAAAAAAAAAAAACAAAAAACAAACAAACUACAAAAUAUUUUUAAAUAAUAAUAAAGCAAUUGCAUUCUUGAAAAGGGCUCCAAGACCAUUGGGAGUCUCCAAAGGAAGAGAAAAGAGCAGCUUCAUGUUUCCUCUUGCACAAGGCUGCUGCAGCUGGACCCAGGCACCUCUGGAGCAGUGGGACUUCUCCAGGAAGAGGAAUGCAAGGAAAGGCCACGAGAAGCACAUCUCUUCCUCCCGUGGCUCUGGGAAUGCUGUGAGCCAGGCCCUUCCCCAGAGCCCCUGUGAGCAGAUCAGAGGGGGAGAGCUGAAGCUCUUUGGUGCUGUGAAACCAAGUGCAUCUCAGAAACUGAUGGACUCCUUCAAAAGCUGAAGACUUUUUUUUUUUAAAAAACAAAACAAAACAAAACCACAACAAAUAAACUAAGACUAGAGGAGGCUGUUUCCGACAAAUGAGAAGGAAUCUGUAACGCCUGGGGGGGUGGGGAUAGGGAAAACCAAUCCUUUUUACAUCUCUUAUUUUCUCUUGUCAUGGAACAGUUUUGUGAGUGACAGUUUCCUAAGGGUCCGUCCAUCCACCCUCCAAUGGCAUCGUGUCUCAUACAUAUCAUUGCUCAAGACUUUAGUGAUAUCCUUUCUAGAUGCCAAUGAUCUUUUCCCAGAAGACUUCCCAAGUACAGUAUGUAGUAGUUUUUGAUUACAAAUGCUGACGUGUACCUUUAUUUUUCGGUUGUCAUUGUUGGGAGAUUUGUCCUUUUACAUUGUUUUGUUAACAUCAGUUUGUGAGUUUGGGGUUGGAAAUUUUCGGUUGGUUGGGGGUUUGGUUUUUUUUAAUGAAAAAGAAAUGACAUCUCCAAGCAUCAUAUCAUCCAAGAACUUAAAUCCCUUCCCUGUGGAAGGAAAAAUUGCAGCUUAUUGACCAUAUGCCAGGAGAAAAAGGUUUUUUAUAUGCACAUUUCCUCCCGUUUGCUUAUUUGUUCUUUCCAACUGGUCGUGGCAUGACAGAUGUUUGUGGCUCUUGGGGUUCCAGGUGUUUGCCAAAGUGAAAUGGCCACCCGCUCAACUUGGGGGUGAGCAGCAUCACAGGGGGAUUGGGAGGGAAGUGUGGGAGGGUGGAGGGGUUUUGUGAAGGAAUGAUCACUCCACAGGUGGCUUCAGAGCCCUUUGGAAGUGUCUGGCUGCUGAGGAAGGUGUUGGAUUGGUGCAUGGGAAAGGCAGGGCAAGCCCAGCCCUCUCAGAGGAGCUCGUGGCUCAGCAUUUUGGAGAGGGGAUUGUGUUAUCUGCAGGUGGGGAAGGGUCCCUGCUGGUGCCAGGCUGUGCAGGUGGGCUCUGUGCCUUGGGGACCUUGUCCCUUUGUUGGGUUAUUCAGCUUCAGGCUCAGCCCCUCACGUCACAGAGAGCCUGGGACAGCAAAAACUCCAAUCCCAGCUCUCCAGAGGCAAAAUGCUUUGGGUGAAGCUGAAUGAUCAAUCAAUGGGGUUUGUAAAUAACUGAAAAAAAAAAUUCCUUAGUUACUGACCAGGUCUUUGGGGUGUGUGAAUGCCACCAGCUGAGCACCGGGAGGUGCAGAUGAGAAUUGGGUUGUUCUCGGUGCCCAACACCACCGUGCAUCCUUUGAAGCAUUCCACAAGUGGCAUUUUCCCACCCAUCUCCUGGGCAUGGCCUCAGGACUGGUGUUCACAGCCCUUGUCUGCCAUGGCCAUGUGGUUCCUGGGCUCCUCCUCUUGUUUUUGGCAGUAGUGAGUGUUGAAGGCACAUUCACUGGGAGCUGGCUGUGUUUUCCAGGAGCUGAAUCCAAGAGGAAGUGUGUCUGCUGUGGAUGAAAAUCCCAAGCUGUCUAGACCUCUGUGGCCAGACAUCAUCUCCCCAGACUGCUUGUAAAAUAUGAGGCCCUUUAUGAAAUACUUCUAGCAUUUUCUGCUGCCAGAGCAGAUCCAACAACAGAGCCCUUGUGGGUGGCAUCAGAGCAGUCCCUGCAAGUGAGACUCCUCUCCUGAGCUCUUGCCCUGUCCCAGGGUUAGGUGCUGCAGCAGCAGAGGCUUUUCAAUUGUCCCUCCAGCCCCUGUUAAUCCAAAAUCUCUAGUGCAGUGUUGUGUUGAUGUUUGCAUCCAGCCCAGCCCUGGCUUUGCAGCUCUGGGCUUGCCUGUAGUGAUGGGAACCUGGCAGGAGGUGUGUGCUGGGUGCCAGGGUCCUGUCCUGAGCUCAGUGCCCACAGGGCAGCCCCUGGCACAGCCCCAGCAUCUCCCUGCAUGGCUGGCAGGUGGCACAGAGUGGUGUGGAGAGAGGGGCAGUGGGCUGUGCUGGAGGUACCUGGAGGGGCAGCUCUGCCCCAAAUCCAGCCUGGUUUAGCCUGUGUAUCCAAAGGGAUGCACCUGCUUCAGGUCAGGUGGUGGGCUCAGCUUUGAAAGGACAUAAAAAAAUCACUGGAGUUGGCUAAACCACAGGAAGUGUUUGCAGAGGGCACACAGGGAAACCAGGAGCUCCCAGGUGUGCCCAGUCCCAGUGUGGUGUGGGAGCUUCCCCUGGUGUCUGUCCCACUCUGUGGCUGCUGUGCUUUGACAAGGAGCAGUUGUCCCUGCCCCAAAGGCAUGUGAAGCUCUCUGAUGGCAGUGCAGGGUGAGGGCAGGAUGGUGCUGUGCCAGUGUCCAGCACAGCCAGGAGUGACCUCGUGCCCCACAGCUCUGCCAGGAGAGCUCUGCCCACAAAACCCACCAGCAGAUUCCUGUGGGGCAGCCGUGUGCAAGGAGCACGUGGUGCCUUUCACUUGUCCUCCCCAGACAAUUCCUGACUGUUCUCUGCCACCCCCUCCACUCCUGCAGACACCAAGGAGGAGCAAUGCCCAGGCAGCAUCUCUGCAGAGCCACCCAGGCCUUGGAAGGGCACUUCAGGUCUUCUUCACUUGGAGACAUUUUGUCUCAAUGCACUGAAUCUCCUCGCUGGCUGCUUCAGACACAUCUACCUGCCAGACCCAGCCCACUGUGAAGGACAGGUCCCAGUGCCACAGCCCCAGAGCUGUGGCAGCCAUCUGCAGGACAGAGAAAGCACAUCCUUGUCUCUUCUUCUGACCAAAAACUCACGUGGUGGUGGUGGCACUAAAAGUAACACCACCUUCCCAUCUGUGUGUACCAGACACAGCUGUGACAUCGGUGUUUGGCUGUGUAGGACUAAUGGAGAGCUGGGCUAAAACAGGCAUGGUCCAGAAAACACUGCAGUUUUCUGCAUCUUCAGCUCUCUUGGGAGCACAAGGAACCGAGUUCCUGUCAAGUGCUGUGGUUGUAAAUGCCUCUGGCACAUGCUGCAGGGUGAGGGCAGAGCACUGGAGUGACAAUGACAUUUUUAUUUCAUGGGUCUCCAAUGUACUGCUACCAAAUGGGAGUCUGAUGGAAAACUGGGCGUGUUCCAGGGGGAAAAGGCACUUGCUAACAUUGACACUGUGAAAUGCUGUUGUGCAUGUGCAUGUGUGCAUGUGUGGGUACGUAACAAAAAUCAUCACAUGGAGAUUUUCAGGCAGCUUGUUGCAAUUUUCACAUUUCCCCUGUACCUUUCAAGCUACCUCCCAGCCCUUCCCUUCUCCCCUUCCCAUUUCCUGCUGAGGAUCAGCCUGUGGACGGCAUUCAGUGGGAAUGCUGAGCAACUUGGAAGUUCUCAGUUGGUUGGACAGUGAUAAGUUCAAAUCUUGCAGAGCAUCACAGGGCAGAGCAGAGAAAGCAAAGCAUAUGUGGACAGUAAAAAGUUGAAAUAUCUUUUGUGGGUCAUUUCCAGCUGUUGCCACCAGCCCAUUUGCUGGAGUUACAGUCCAGGGCUGUGAAGGAGAGAGGAAAAACAGCCCUGUAAGACAGAGCAGUGCCAUGAGGA
Molecule: messenger RNA, 7056 nt
Organism: Zonotrichia albicollis (white-throated sparrow)
Lineage: Eukaryota; Metazoa; Chordata; Aves; Passeriformes; Passerellidae
Source: RefSeq, a predicted model, not a curated record